Molecule: messenger RNA, 243 nt
Organism: Thlaspi arvense
Lineage: Eukaryota; Viridiplantae; Streptophyta; Magnoliopsida; Brassicales; Brassicaceae
Source: the annotation of a GenBank genome assembly
AUGAUAGUCCUUGUUCUGUUGCCCAAACUUCUUGGGCAUAUUACCUUUUACUUUCCUGGUUCACAAGCAGUUUUUACGGGAGACACUUUGUUUAGCCUAUCAUGUGGGAAGCUUUUUGAAGGAACCCCUGAACAGGUCCUGAGGGUUGAUUUGAGGGUGGAUUUUGAUGGAUUUAAAUCAACAGUUUACAAUCCACAGAUUUCACAUCAAAGAAUCAUGUUACUGAAAUCUUCAGCAUUCUAG